Cryptomeria japonica (Japanese cedar) is the source of this 483-nucleotide messenger RNA. Its product is annotated as secreted RxLR effector protein 78-like. The coding region runs from base 1 to 483 and encodes 160 amino acids. The record is from RefSeq and is a predicted model, not a curated record. The transcript has a single exon. NCBI's taxonomy places the organism in Eukaryota, Viridiplantae, Streptophyta, Pinopsida, Cupressales, Cupressaceae.
AUGGGAAGGGAGAUAGCUGACAGUAUACUUCUAGUUUCUGAAGUUAUUCACUCCAUGCUUAAAGAGAAGAUCAGAGGAAUGGCAAUUAAGCUUGAUGUGGAAAAAGCUUAUGACCGGGUGGUAUGGCAGUUUCUUCUCUGUGUUCUUGAAAAAUUCAGAUUUCCUCCUCAAUGGAUUGCUUGCAUUAAGUUUUGUAUCUCUUCGGUCAAUUUAUCCCUUUUAGUUAAUGGUAGUGUUUGUGGUUUUUUUCCUGCCACAAAUGGGUUGCGUCAAAGCAACCCCCUUUCCCCUUCAGUUUUCAUCAUAAUGGCAAAAGUUCUGGGGAGAUUAAUUCAGAAAAAACAUUUGCAAGGGGAGUGGAAAGGCAUCCGUAUUCAUGACCAGUUGAAUGUCAUCACACACUCACAAUUUGCAGAUGACACUGUGGUAUUCGGUGAGGCCUCUUUCGCAGAAUCUAAGUGUAUAUUGGAAACUUUGGAUUAG